AUGGGGAUGGACUUGAAUAACUUAGAUGUUAUCGUCAUUGGUGCAGGUUUCUCAGGCAUCCUCGCCGUGUACAAGUUGCGUCGGCUAGGGUUUCGAGUCUGCGGAUUCGAGCGCCAGGGAGGGCUCGGUGGCGUCUGGCGUGAGAAUGCCUAUCCUGGGGCAGCCGUCGACAGUCCUUUCCCGUUCUACCAGUUCUAUGAUGCAGACCUUCUCCGUGACUGGCGAUGGGAAGAGCAAUUCCCCACUCGCGCAGAGAUGAUGAGGUAUUUUGAGCAAGUCGAUACCAAAUGGGGCAUCUCUGCCAGCUUCGAGUUCGGUGCUUCGGUUUCCGGGGCCGAGUACUCGGAAGCCACGUGGAGAUGGGUUGUAUCGCUGGAAGAUGGCAGACGAGCGAGUGCGCAGUGGCUCAUUCCAGCUGUAGGCUUCUCAUCGGUGCUCAACAUCCCUCGGAUACCGGGUAUAGAUCGGUUUAGCGGACCCGUCUAUCAUACGGCAAGAUGGCCUCGCGACGCCAUGGACAUGCGCGGCAAGAAAGUGGCCGUCAUUGGUACCGGGCCCAGCGGCGUCCAGGUCAUCCAGUCCGUCGGUAAAGUUGCCAAGUCCAUGACAAUUUACCAGCGGACUCCAUGUCUUACUCUACCUAAAUAUAGCAAUAGCCCAGACAGGACGGCCGAGACGCUGGGGAUGGGACCUGACGGCUACCGAGAAGCUCUGCGGCUCGGUCUUCAGUCUCCCAACGGUUUUGACUAUGUGUGCCGAGACCAGAACACGCUAAUGGUUCCAUCCGAGGAGCGAGAUCACUUCUACCGGAAACGGUAUCUCGAGGGAGGCUGGGCCUUUUGGAUGGCGGGCUUUCGGGAUUUGUGCCGGGACCCCCGGGCCAAUCGGGACGCGUACGCCUUUUGGGCCGAGCAGACGCGGGCCAGGAUCAGCUGCACAACCAAGCGGGAGCUGCUGAUACCCGAAGUGCCGGCCCUCCCCUUCGGCGUCAAGCGGCCAUGCCUUGAAGAGGAUCUCUACGAGGUCAUGGAUCAGCCACAGCUGGACAUUAUUGACAUUAGCGAGAAGCCCAUCGAGAUCAUCACCGAGACGGGCAUCUGCGCGCACGGAAAGACGAUCGAAUUCGACGCGAUCAUUUUAGCUACGGGGUUCGGCGACGAGGCCAGCGGGCUCAAGAGCCUUAAUAUCCGAGGUCGAAAUGGCACCCCCCUCGUAGAAGCUUGGUCCGGAGGUGUCCAGUCGCAUCUCGGGAUCGCCAUCCACCAAUUCCCCAAUAUGUUCUUCCUCUACGGGCCCCAGUGUCCUACACUGCUAGUCAACUCUCCUGCAGUCAUAACCGUCCAGGUCGAGUGGCUCUGCAGAGUCCUAUCUAGCAGCCAACGGGGGGCUCGUGUCUCUCAGCUGGAAGCGACUGGCAAGUCCCACGAUGUGUGGCGGCGGAAGAUGGGAGAACUCUGGAUGAAUUCGCUAUACCAUACACAUCCUCGUAAUGCGAGCAAACAGGAACAAACUUGGUAA
Daldinia vernicosa is the source of this 1518-nucleotide messenger RNA. RefSeq names its product FAD/NAD(P)-binding domain-containing protein. Gene Ontology annotation, molecular function: oxidoreductase activity. The transcript is spliced from 2 exons. Bases 1 to 1518 code for a protein of 505 amino acids. NCBI's taxonomy places the organism in Eukaryota, Fungi, Ascomycota, Sordariomycetes, Xylariales, Hypoxylaceae. The record is from RefSeq and is a predicted model, not a curated record.